UCCCCAUUUUACAUGUUUAGUGUUAUCUUUCUAGACAUUUCCCAGUCACCAUGCAUCCGGAAAUAACUGUGCUCUUGAUCUGAUCUGCAAAAGAGAGACCUGUGGUGACCUUCACUCCAUGCUGGAACAAGAUCUUCCGAGGAGAGACUAUAACAAUGACUUGUGAUGUGAAGCCGGCUAGUCCAGUAAAUAUGAGCUACUCCUGGUACAAGGAUAAUAACAGGAUACACACAGGACAAAGCUUUGUAAUUACAAGUGCAGAAACCCCACACGUUGGGAAUUACCAGUGCGAAGGCGAUUAUUCCGAGAGAAGUGACCUCAUUCCACUGCACGUCAGUAAAGACUGGGUGAUCCUGCAGGUUCCUCUCCAUGUUAUUGAAGGUGACGAUGUGACUCUGAGAUGUCGCCAUUAUCCCGGAUAUUCUGCAAGGCAGACUAAAUUUUACAAGGAUAAUGUCGGGAUAAGGAACUGGGAAUCUGAUUCUGUGUUGCACAUAAGAAACAUAACAAUGGAAAGAUCCGGUGGAUAUAAAUGUAAAAAAGAGGUCUAUCACAACUUAUUGUAUUAUAAGCACACAGGAGAAGAUGUUAUAUCUGUAAAAGAGUUGUUUACCUACCCAGAGAUAACGAUGAGCCAUUAUCCAGUAUUAGAAAACGAUACCGUGACCCUGACAUGUAAGACCAAUCUCAGUCCACUAGGACAGAAGACAGAGCUGCUGUUUGCAUUCUACAGAGAUGAACAGAAUGUUCAGAAAUUUGGUUUAUCCAGUCAAUAUGAAAUCCAGUCUGCUUACAUGAAGGAUUCUGGGAAUUAUAUCUGUGAAGUGAAAGCCAAAAGAAUGCUGAAGAGGAGCAAAGCAAUAAAUAUUGAAAUAAUAAGUCAAAUAAAAAAAAAAUCAGUAACUAAGCAGAACAUAGUCCGGAUAAUAAUAUCAGGAUUCAUACUGAUCAUUGCUUUUGUUUUCAUCUUUUAUCAUUUGAAAUUUAUGAAACGUCUUAGCACUGUAAGUGAAGGAUCCCCAGCCAUAAGACUGUGAUAAAGACUGAUGGCUUUUCACCUAUCGGAUUGUCUGAGCAGGUCUACACUGCGGAGUACACAAUGAGGACACCAUCUUGGAUCACCAGUCCAAAUAAAGAACUAUAAUGAGCUAGCUUUUAGUUGUUUGCGAUAUUCUACUCAUUCUCAUCCCAUUUCCAGUACAGGAGAUGUCAUUUCCUAUUAGACCUAUAGUGGUGGCUCCUUACUUACCGUCAGAGGUGGCUCUAGGCUUUGUGAGGCCUUAGGCAAAAAGGCCAUGAGGCCCCAUGAGGCCUCUUAGACAUGAGGCCCCAUGAGGCCCCUUAGACAUGAGGCCCCAUGAGGUCCCUUAGACACGAGGCCCCUUAGACAUGAGGCCCCAUGAGGUCCCUUAGACAUGAGGCCCCUUAGACAUGAGGCCCCAUUAGGCCCCUUAGAGAUGAGGCCCCAUGAGGCCCCUUAGACAUGAGGCCCCAUGAGGUCCCUUAGACAUGAGGCCCCUUAGACAUGAGGCCCCAUUAGGCCCCUUAGAGAUGAGGCCCCAUGAGGCCCCUUAGACAUGAGGCCCCAUGAGGCCCCUUAGACAUGAGGCCCCAUGAGGCCCCUUAGACAUGAGGCCC
This is a messenger RNA of Rana temporaria (common frog), 1638 nucleotides long. Its product is annotated as high affinity immunoglobulin gamma Fc receptor I-like. Lineage: Eukaryota; Metazoa; Chordata; Amphibia; Anura; Ranidae. Bases 156 to 1037 code for a protein of 293 amino acids. Gene Ontology annotation, molecular function: transmembrane signaling receptor activity. Gene Ontology annotation, biological process: cell surface receptor signaling pathway. The transcript has 6 exons. The record is from RefSeq and is a predicted model, not a curated record.